UGUUUACAAAUGGUAAGCACAAAGUGUACUAAAUUCCGAAGAAGUUAUAUCUCUUUCUUAUGAUGUCACGUAUUAAAUAUCAUACUAAAAUAUUAAUGGUGUCAGAAAAAGGCUCGUGAAGAAUAAAUAUUAUUAAUAUAAUGUAAUUGUUUAGGACUUGAUUAGAAAAUCUAGAAUAAAUAAAAUAUAUCUUUUGAUUUUUCAAUAUUUAUAAAUACCACAAAGAGGUUAGUUUAUGACAAGUCAAUUCUACUUAUGAAAAAAUAAAAUAUUUAUCCAGCCUAAAUAAUUUUUAUUUAACAAUUAUCAAAUAAAAUUUUUUAACCAAUAAACAAAAAUGUCUGAUAAUAAUUUUACUUUACCAUCGGCUCCGAAAGAUUUGUGUUUCAAAGCUGAAGACUUUAUAGCGUCGGACUUUGAUGUUGAUAACUUCUUGCAUGAACACAGAAAAAAUGCAUCACUGGAAACGAUGCGAGACGAUCUGGGUGUUUAUUUGAAAAUUUUAAGAUCAGCGAUGAUUGAACUUAUUAAUAAAGAUUAUGCAGAUUUCGUGAAUUUAUCUAAAGAUCUCAUUGGUUUAGACAAAGUAAUUGAUCAAUUACAAACCCCAUUAGGACAAUUGAGGGAAGAAGUAAUGCAGAUUUGUCAAACUUUAAAUGCUGCAACAACAGAAAUGGCUAAUGGCUUAGAAGAACAUCGAAAAAUUCGUGAAAUGAAACAAUGCAUGCAUAGUUUAGGUCGAGUUUAUAAAUCUGUAGCAAAAUUGAGAUCAAUAUUACAGUUGCAUUCUCUUAAAUUAGACAUCUUAGAGCGUGCAGCAACUGAAUUUAACCAGCUAAGGUUUCAUAUGACAAAAUGUAAAAAACAUAUUUCACAAGAAUUGAAUAAUAAUUGUGAAGAAUUGGAAAAACAACUGAUGGAUUGUCUUGCGUCACAACUAUUAAAUAUCAAAAAGUCUGAUAUUGACAGUCUCACCUGUUGUCUUAGAAUUUAUGUAACGCUAGAUAAAAUCGAAGAAGCAGAAAAUUUAGUCAGAAAAAAAAUUGUGUCACCUUUAAUUGACGAUAUCAUCAUAGAGAAAAAUAUUAAUGAGAGUACUGGAUUACAUGAACUUUAUUUAAAACUUUUAAAUAUUUUAGAUGUUGAACUAAAGCCACUCUUAGAAGUUACUUCUCAGCCUGAUAAAGGCUCUAGAAAGAAUUUUAAUUUUUUAGUCAAUAGCUUUUGGACAGAUGUUGAAGAAAAAAUUGAACUUCGUUUAAAGAUGAUCUUUGCUCCAGGAAAUCCUGAUUUAUUUUAUCAGAGAUAUACUGAGUCCUUGAAUUUUAUUCUUAAUCUUGAAGAUAAGUGCAGUGAUGCUGAAAUCCUUUCCCAGUUGCAGAAUCAUCCACUUUUUAUACAAUUUCUCAAAAAGUGGAAUUUACCGGUUUACUUUCAAAUUCGUUUCCAAGAGAUUGCUGGAUCUGUGGAGCAUGUUCUUUAUCAUCCAGUGUCACCUGCAUCUAUAAAACAUGUUUCGACGAGUAUCGAAGCUCAGAGUCAUAAUGUAUUUUCUUUAAAUACCACAGAAAAAACGUGGGAAUGCCUUUUACGGAUUUGGUCAGAUGGAAUAUUUCUACCACAAUUGAUUCAUCAAUUUUGGAAAUUAAAUCUUCAAAUACUAUCAAGGUAUCGGACCUGGAUAGUUAAUGCAUUAAAGCAGUCGUGGUCAACUGCUCCGAAAACAACUAUUACAAGCAAUAACAUUAUCGAACCUGAAACUCCAAGUAGAACAGAAUUUCUGGUUUGUUUAUAUAUUGAUGUGGAGAAACUUUCAAUUUUAGUACCAACUAUUAUAACUCUUGCCAUCUCAAAACUUACUAAUGUAAAACCGAUCAUUCCAAACAUCUUAACAGAAUCAUUGAAUGAUGCAACAACAAAUUUAAAGUCUGCUUUACCAUUAAUUACAGAACAAAUUGUUCAAGAGCUUUUAGUAAAAAGUUCUCCAAAUCUAAAACAAGUCAGUGACAUUCCUCGACUCUUCCGACGUACGAUGAGAGACCGACCUACUCAACCAUGUGCUUAUAUGAAAAAUGCUUUAACAGUUCUCGUAGACUUCCAUACAACAUACUUGAAAAUAGUUCCCGAAGCUGUUAAUCAUUGGCUCUCAUUGACUUUAUCUUCCUUGAGUGAACAGUAUUUUUCCUCAGUCAAAAACCUUCUUGAAUCUGUCCAGAAAACAGAAGAAAGCUUGAGAAGAUUGAAAAAAAUCCGUGAUAAAUCAUCUGGAACUACUCAGACUGAUGUUCAAGGAAUAAGUGACGAUGAGAAAAUUAGAAUACAGCUGGAAAUAGAUGUGUUGGCAUUCGCAGAUGCAAUUAAAGAACUUGGUGUCGAUUCUUCAAAGAUCGAACAUUUAAAAGAAUUGAUAGAGAUGGUUGAGAUAGCUGUAAAAUUAAAGAGCGAGUCUAAACUAUAAACUUAAAUAAUAAUUGUAAAUAGAUUUGUAAAUACUGUUAAAAUUUUAUUGAUAUUCGGUUAAUUGUGGAUAUGAAUGAAUAAUAAUCAACCAUAACAAAUUUCAGAAUCGAAUUGAUAAUUAAUAAUUUUAUUAUUCGCUCCGAUACAUGCAUACGUUUGUCUGCUGUCGUGUGUACGAGUGUGGUACAUAAUAAGUGGCAUGUAAUAAUUUCACGUGGAUGUCAAACCUACGAUUAAUUAAUUUAGUUAAUUAAUUAUUCAAUGAAUAUGUUAUUAUGUAAUUAUAGAUUAUAGCCACAAAAUUUACCUUUCUAA
Chelonus insularis is the source of this 2775-nucleotide messenger RNA. It is a transcript of the gene Cog2, whose product is annotated as conserved oligomeric Golgi complex subunit 2. The transcript is spliced from 2 exons. The record is from RefSeq and is a predicted model, not a curated record. Bases 338 to 2458 code for a protein of 706 amino acids. Gene Ontology annotation, biological process: intra-Golgi vesicle-mediated transport; Golgi organization; protein transport. Gene Ontology annotation, cellular component: COG complex; membrane. Lineage: Eukaryota; Metazoa; Arthropoda; Insecta; Hymenoptera; Braconidae.